Molecule: messenger RNA, 794 nt
Organism: Olea europaea var. sylvestris
Lineage: Eukaryota; Viridiplantae; Streptophyta; Magnoliopsida; Lamiales; Oleaceae
Exons: 2
Coding region: 326-610 (94 amino acids)
Source: RefSeq, a predicted model, not a curated record
AAUGGAUAAUAAUGAGACAAGAAGAUACAGGGACCAAUCUCUAAGAUUUCGUCCAAACUGCAAUCCAUAAAUCACAAUACUAUUAGUAGUUGGCUAGUUGCUAUAUUGGUUCAAUUAAAUUCUUAAAUUCGAAAAUGACGACCUUUGUAAGUGGCAAUGCUAGUGUUUUAAUAGCCUAUGCUCCUAGGGUUAAUAGUAGCUAUGAAAUCGCACCCAGACAUUUGGUGGUGGGCUCAUUAUCCAAAUCACCAGCAAAAAAUAUAAGCAUCAGAAGAACAGGUUUAUCAGGUGUGCAAAAAUAAGAGCCGAAAGCGAGAGCAUAAUAAUGGAGAAAUCGGGUAUCAAAGUCAUCAAAAACCCUCCGGAAUCCAAGCUCUCUGAGCUCGGCGUCCGAUCUUGGCCCAAGUGGGGAUGUCCUCCAAGCAAAUUCCCAUGGACUUACUCGUCUAAAGAAACAUGCUACCUGUUGAAGGGAAAGGUGAAGGUUCACCCUGAUGGAUCUGACGAGGCAGUCGUAUUUGGUGUGGGUGACUUGGUCGAAUUCCCCAAGGGAAUGAGCUGUACUUGGGAUGUGGCGGAAGCUGUGGAUAAGCAUUAUAUGUUUGAGUGAAAUAUAACAUCCUUCAGGCCUUCACUGAUUAGGAUAGAAUGUAUUGCAGUAAUAAAAUUUGACUUUUCACCAGUUAUCUUGCACUAGCAAACUACCACUUGGUAGAAUAGAUUGCUUGAAAGCUCAAGUGUGUAACAUGAUUAUGGAAAUAAAUGCCUAAAUCUAGUGUAUAUCAUGUUCCUUA